GGACUCCUGAAGAUGCCCAGGAGAGGAGCUUUUCUCCUGUGGACGCUCAUGGUGCUGCUGGGGCUGACACUUGUUCCGUCACAGCUUGCAAGCUGCCUCCUUGAUCCCUGUUUGGAGGUCAUCCCUAAUAUAACUUUCAGAUGCAUGGGACUGAAUAUCUCUGGAGUUCCCACUCAGGUCCCAAAUACCAUCCAGAACCUGGAUCUCAGUUUCAGCCACUUGAAAUCACUGAGCUCAAACUAUUUUUCCUCAGUCCGUGAACUGCAGUUUCUGGAUCUUACAAGGUGCCAUAUCGAUAUAAUUGAAGAUAACUCUUUUAAGGAUCUUUAUAACCUUUCCACCUUAAUUCUAACUGCCAAUUACUUAAAGUACCUGGGGCCAGCAGCUUUCUAUGGCUUAACCUCUCUGCGAAGACUUGUGUUGGUGGAAAAUAACAUAUCCUCUCUGAAUGACCUGCCCAUUGGACACUUGCAUACCCUGCAGGAGCUGAAUGUGGGCCACAAUAACAUUGCUUCAUUGAAGCUUCCCAAGUAUUUUGCCAAUCUGACCUCUCUCAGACACCUGAGCUUGCUCUGCAAUAGGAUCACAUAUAUUUCCAGAGGAGACCUUGAUGCCCUGAUGGAAGCAAACAGGUUCAACCUCACACUGGUGCUUUCUUUGAAUGAUAUAAAAUACAUUGAGCCAGGGUCCUUUGCAAAGAUUCACCUUGGUGAGCUGGUUUUAAGGUCCUCUUUUAAGAACUUCAAAGUGAUGCAUACUUGCCUUCAAGGUCUAAUUGGUUUACAGGUCAACAGACUAAUAGUUGGAGAAUUCAGUGACGGUCAGAAACUGAAGGACUUUCAGAGUGGACUCUUGAGUGGACUGUGCCAGGUACAGAUGCAGGAGUUUGUCUUGAUCUGUUUCAGGGAAUUUGAGAAUAACACAGACACUCUUUUUGACUGCAUAGGCAAUGUCUCCAGUAUUCGGUUGGUGGACCUCCAUCUAGAAGAGGUGUCAAAAGUUCCUGUGUUGUCUCAAGUCAAACACCUGGAGUGCAAGAAAUGCUCAUUUAAGGAAGUGCCUGCUGUGAAGCUGUCUCUUUUUAAGGAACUUAGAGUGCUUCGUAUUACCAAGAGCAAAUACCUCAAUAGCUUUCGGCAGAAAUUUGAGAAUCUAACUAAGCUGGAGGUCAUGGAUUUGAGUGAAAAUCGCCUCUCCUUCACCAAAUGCUGUUCCCCUCUUUUUAGCGGGUCUCCAAAUUUGAAAUACUUAAACCUAAGCUUCAAUUCUGACAUCAGUGUCACUGGAGACUUCACUAAUGUGAAGAAUUUGUUAACCUUGGACUUUCAGCACACAAAGUUAUUUGGUCCUGGCUCCUACCCUGUCUUUCUCUCCCUUCAAAAACUCAUUUACCUUGAUAUUUCCUAUACUCAAACUCAUGUUAAAUCCCAGUGUACAUUUUGUGGCUUACACUCCUUGCAAGUGCUUAAGAUGGCAGGCAGCACCUUUGAGAACAACAAACUGGCCAACAAUUUGAAAAACCUAACUCAUCUCCACACCUUGGAUAUCUCAAGUUGCAGAUUGCUACAGGUGGAUCAAAGUACAUUUACUGCUCUCUCUAAACUAAAAGAGCUAAACAUCAGCAACAAUAAGCUACUGGUCUUUGAUCCUUUAGUCUACAAGCCUCUCCAAGCCCUCACAGUCCUGGACUUCAGCCACAACCAGCUGACUGUCCUGUUGGAUUCAGCCCUGGAAAGUGUACCUGAUAGUCUGGUCUUGUUAGACCUCUCUCACAACCUGUUUGAUUGCUCUUGCACAUACCUGAACUUUCUGAAAUGGGUCAAAGAAAAGCAGAAGAUACUGCAGAACAAGGAGCUGAUGAUGUGCCAUGUCCCUGCAUAUGUGAAGAAUGUGAGUCUGUCUAGCUUCGAUCUGUCCUCCUGCCAGAUUAAACCAAGCACAGUGGCAUUCUCAGUGAGUGUGUUGCUUGCUGCAGCUGUGUCCCUGUUCCUGAUUUACAAAUACUACUUCCAGCUAUACUACGCAUUGGUGCUGCUCAGUGGGUCUAAGCACUCUACUGAAAAGGGGGACACCUAUGAUGCGUUUGUUAUCCACUCCAGCAAAGACCAAGAGUGGGUGAUAAAAGAGCUGGUGGAGCCCUUAGAAGGAGGAAAACCUCCCUUCCAGCUUUGUCUUUACUACAGGGAUUUCUUACCAGGGGUACCCAUUGUCACUAAUAUCAUGCAAGAAGGUUUCUUGAGUAGCAGAAAUGUCAUUGCAGUCAUUUCUACUGACUUUCUGGAGAGCAAGUGGUGUAGCUUUGAGUUUGACAUUGCCCAGUCCUGGCAGCUUGUUGCAGGGAGGGCUGGAAUUAUCAUGAUUGUACUGGAAGACGUGGAUAAAGCCUUGUUGAGGCAGAGGCUGGGGCUAUCCCGAUACCUGAGGAGGAAUACCUAUCUGGAAUGGAAAAACAGGGAAAUAAGCAGGCAUAUCUUCUGGAGGCAGCUGACAGGAGCCUUACUAGAAGGCAAAAAAAGGAAUCAUGAGGAGGUAAAACUCAUGUAA
Molecule: messenger RNA, 2544 nt
Organism: Rhea pennata
Lineage: Eukaryota; Metazoa; Chordata; Aves; Rheiformes; Rheidae
Gene: TLR4
Product: toll like receptor 4
Exons: 3
Coding region: 13-2544 (843 amino acids)
Biological process (GO): MyD88-dependent toll-like receptor signaling pathway; toll-like receptor 4 signaling pathway; immune response
Cellular component (GO): plasma membrane
Molecular function (GO): protein binding; transmembrane signaling receptor activity; lipopolysaccharide binding
Source: RefSeq, a predicted model, not a curated record